Messenger RNA from Tachyglossus aculeatus (Australian echidna), 1475 nucleotides. It is a transcript of the gene TIGAR, whose product is annotated as TP53 induced glycolysis regulatory phosphatase. Lineage: Eukaryota; Metazoa; Chordata; Mammalia; Monotremata; Tachyglossidae. The transcript is spliced from 6 exons. The coding region runs from base 120 to 908 and encodes 262 amino acids. Gene Ontology annotation, biological process: negative regulation of programmed cell death; negative regulation of glycolytic process; fructose 2,6-bisphosphate metabolic process. The record is from RefSeq and is a predicted model, not a curated record. Gene Ontology annotation, molecular function: fructose-2,6-bisphosphate 2-phosphatase activity. Gene Ontology annotation, cellular component: cytosol.
AGAGGGAGCCGGGCCCGCAGUGCAGCGGGAGGCCGCCGACGGGGACGGACGAACGCCCGAACGCCCGAACACCCGAACGCCCGAGCACACGAACGCCCGAACGGCCGCGGCCCCCGAAGAUGACUCGCUUCGGCCUAACGGUCGUCCGCCAUGGCGAAACCAGAUAUAACAAAGAGAAAAUCCUUCAAGGCCAGGGAGUGGACGAGCCCCUCUCAGAAACGGGCUUCAGGCAGGCGGCAGCAGCCGGGAUGUUUCUCAGCCAGGUCAAGUUCACUCACGUUUUCUCCAGCGACCUGACCCGAACGCGACAGCAGACCACUGCCACGAUCCUGGAGAAGAGCGAGGUUUGCAAAGACGUGCCUGUCCGGUGCGAUUCACGGAUUCGAGAGCGGAAGUACGGGGUGGCAGAGGGCAAGCCUCUGAGCCAGCUCAGGAGCCUGGCCCAGGCUGCCGGGGAGCAUUGUCCGGCCUUCACGCCCACGGGGGGAGAGACCCUGGAGCAGGUGAAGCUACGAGCCAAGGACUUCUUUGAGUUUCUUUGCCAACUGGUGCUUGCAGACACAAGGCAGAAGACAGAGGGGCCGAUGGGGACUGCUGAAAAUGGCUGGGCCGGUGCGGCCUUGCCCCUGGGGAGCAGCGGGGAGGGCGGGGCCCCGCCCCUGGACGCCCACAUCUUGGUGGUCAGUCACGGGGCCUACAUGAGGAGCUGGCUCGGCUACCUGGUGAAGGACCUGCACUGUGCCCUGCCCCCGGCACUGAGCCGGUCCGAGCUCAGCGCGGUCAGCCCCAACACUGGCAUCAGCCACUUUGUUGUGGGGCUGGACGGCGGGACACCGGGAGCCAAGCCCACGGUACAGUGUUUGUGCGUUCAUCUUCACGACCACCUGGCCAGUGUGACAGACGCCUAGGCCCGGGGCACCUUUUGGGGUGGCAGUCUGAGUGCCCCCGUCCCGGCUCCAUGAACAGAGGUCCACAGCCAGCCAUGGACAGGGGCCAUCGGUCCCAUCUCCCAACACUGUCUGCCCAAAGAACAGCCCCACCCUGAGCUCAGAAGAGCAGUUUUCCUUCUACUCCAUUGGGCCAGAGUCGCCCUUCCCCACAGCUGCCCAGGCAGUGCCAACCAAGCAGGGCGAGGGGUGAGAAGACGGUGCCGCUUUGUUUCCCCGAGUUCUCCACAGAAGUGGUGCAACUUUGCAAGCAGUGACCGUGUUGGGUCUGGUGCCAGCUAUGGGCAGAUCCAUGACUCCCCACCAGGUGAGGUGGCACCAAUGCCCAGAGCCUGCCUGCCCGUGCCCUGAGGUUAUCAGCAGGCGGGUGAGGGAGCUGACUCAGACCUGGGCGACCCAACCCGCCCCCACCACGCUGCCUGGCAGAGAAGAGCACUUUGCAGCAGGAGCUGCCCUAAUAGCACAAGUGUUUCUGCAAACGGUUUUAGAGUCUCUCUACGGCCCCCAAUAAACAUCAAUUUCUGCCCA